Molecule: messenger RNA, 2011 nt
Organism: Brassicogethes aeneus
Lineage: Eukaryota; Metazoa; Arthropoda; Insecta; Coleoptera; Nitidulidae
Source: the annotation of a GenBank genome assembly
AUUCUAUUUACAAUCCAAGUAUGUUUUUUUAGUACUAAAAAGUAGUCUACGGUAUAAAGUUGCCUUUUUUUUUAAAUACCAUGCGGUGAAAUUUGACAACUCUGUCUGUCUUUACGAAACCUAACCUCAUCGCACGUGUUUUGACUUUUCUGCGUGUUUUGUGUAAAGUUGAUAAAUAUGGUUGCAAAAAGGAAGAAGAAGUAUUCAGUAGGUGAGGGGGCACAGUUUAUGUCCAGAAAAGCAGCUUUGAAAAAAUUGCAGUUAUCGUUGAACGAUUUUCGAAGACUUUGUAUAAUUAAAGGAAUUUAUCCAAGAGAACCACGUAACAGAAAAAGGGCGCAGAAAGGCCAAUCAGGAAUUAAAACUUUAUACCAUGUAAAAGAUAUACAGUUUUUGUUACAUGAACCAAUAAUAUGGAAAUUACGUGAUUAUAAAAUAUUUAACAAAAAAGUGGGUAGAGCAAGGGCUAUCAAAGAUUUUGAAAGAUUACACAGAUAUUUAAAUAAUCACCCAACAUUAAAACUUGACCAUAUUGUUAAAGAAAGAUAUCCAACAUUCUUAGAUGCACUUCGUGACUUGGAUGAUUGUUUAACUUUAUGCUUCUUAUUCAGUACUUUUCCGUCAUUGGCGCAUGUACCAAGAGAUCAAUCAGCUUUAUGUCAACGGUUAACAAUGGAAUUUUUACAUGCCGUUAUUGAAGCAAAAGCAUUGCGCAAAGUGUUUAUUUCAAUUAAGGGUUAUUACUUCCAAGCUGAAAUUAAAGGUGAAACUGUCACAUGGAUUGUACCCCAUCACUUUUCCUUUGAGCCACAACACAGAGCCGAAGUAGAUUUCAAAAUUAUGUCCACAUUUGUUGAAUUCUACACGAUUUUAUUAGGAUUUGUUAACUUCCGUUUGUAUCAUUGGUUAAAUUUGUAUUACCCCCCAAAAUUCAACUCUAUCAAUCAGAAUGAGGGUGAGAAAGAUUUGGUGGAUGAAAAUGUUUAUGUUGCUGAAAGAAUAGCAGCUCUAAAUUUCCCUUUAUCGAAAACUUCCAAUGAAGUGGUUGAGGAGGAUUUAGAAAUUGAUGCUUUUAAUAACGAUGAAAGCCCGGAAAAAAUCGAAGAACUAAAAAAAGAAGCUGAAAAAGAUAAACAACUUAAAACCCUGUUUAAAGGUUUAAAAUUCUUCUUAAAUCGUGAAGUACCAAGAGAACCACUAGUUUUUAUAAUACGUUGUUUUGGCGGAGAAGUUUCUUGGGAUAAAUCCUUAUUUGUUGGCUCCACUUUUGAUGAGAACGAUGAAUCCAUUACGCAUCAUAUUGUAGACAGGCCAUCGAUGGAAAAACAUUUUAUUUCGAGGUACUACAUACAGCCCCAAUGGUUGUUUGACAGUGUAAAUUGUAGGGAAUUAUUGCCAGUGAAUAAAUAUUUCAUGGGCGAGAUUCUGCCCCCGCAUUUAUCACCAUUUAUAGAUAAGGAGAGAGAUCAGCAAUAUAUUCCUCCUGAAGAAAGAGCUCUUUUGGAUGCUUCAAUUGAACAUAUGUAUAAAAAGGAUGAAGAAAAUGAUGGGGAAGGUGUUGAUGAUGAUGAGGAGGACGAGGAUAAUGAAGAAGACGGCGGUGAAAAUGAAGAUGAUGAAGAAGAAUCAGAUAAUGAAGAGGAAAGUCAAAAUGAAAAGAAACUUUCGGUAACGCCUGGAGAGGUUUUCAAAGAAGUUCCGUGGGAGAAAAGUCGCCAAGAAAGACAGGAAUACAGGUUAAGAGAGAAACUGGUGAAGAAUAAGCAUAGAAAAUUGUACAAGAGUAUGAUGGAGGGUAAGGAGAAAAGAGCUAAAGAAAUUUGGUUGUUGCGAAAGAAGAGGAGGUUACAUGAUGCUGAGAAAGCUGAAGAUACCAAGGGUAAAAAGAAGGUAGCAAAGAAAGAAAAUGGGCCAGCAAAAAAAAAUGAAGCUGCAACAAAAGGAAAGAAAAAAUCCAAAAUAAAUUAGACUUGUUUGACCAUAUUUACAUGAUUAAUAAAUGUUAAUUUUA